AUGACAUUAAAGUGUGUCCACCAGUCAUGUGGAAAGAUUUAUAUCGAUGUUAAUGAACCAUGUUAUUAUCAUCCAGGACCACCUAUUUUUCACGAGGGACUAAAGGGUUGGAAAUGCUGUAAGCGUCGUGUCUUGACCUUUGACGAGUUCAUGUCAAUCGCUCCCUGCACUACGGGCACACACUCCACCACCGAUCACACCCCAGCAAUUGAGAAGAAACAAAGCAAACACGAAGAAAAUUGCACCUCAGCCGCAAAAAUAUCUACAACGACUCGCCCACGAGCCCCAGUGCCUUCAGCACCUCAAUCCAUAACCGUCCUGCCGCCCCAGGCAUCACCAGAAUCUGAGGACGAUGAUCCCUCUGCGAAUAUUCCUCCUAAUAAAAUUUGUCGACGGAGAGCCUGUGGUAAACAAUAUACUGGUGAAAGAAAAGAAGACGAAAACUGUAUCUUUCAUCCUGGGGUACCAGUAUUCCACGAAGGGAGCAAGGGUUACACCUGCUGCAAACGGCGGGUACUUGAGUUUGACCAAUUUCUCAACUUACAGGGCUGUCAGGCCAAAAAACAACAUUUAUUUAUCGGUAGUGGUAAGGUCAAGGGAACAAAUUCCAACGGUGAAGAAGCUGUGGAAUCUGUAAGGCAUGAUUUCUAUCAGACGAGUGGAGCUGUGAUUGCUUCGUUUUUUCUCAAGAAAAUAGAGAAAACGAAAUCCCACGUUAAAUUUAACUCAAAUGAGCUUUUCCUCGAUCUUAUUACCACGGACUCGACACCUAAACGGUACAUAGCAACAAUCCCUCUCUUCGGUACUAUCAAUCCCACCGAAUCUACCUUUAAGGUCAUGGGUACAAAGCUUGAGGUUAAUUUCAUAAAAGCCGAUCAUUUAUCAUGGCCCGUCCUCAGGAGUGACGACCGUCUUGUCGGGGAGGUUAUACAAAUUGGUAAGGCUGGAAGGGCGUAG
Blumeria graminis f. sp. triticale is the source of this 957-nucleotide messenger RNA. Lineage: Eukaryota; Fungi; Ascomycota; Leotiomycetes; Helotiales; Erysiphaceae. The record is from the annotation of a GenBank genome assembly.